This is a messenger RNA of Pseudomyrmex gracilis, 1399 nucleotides long. Its product is annotated as hsp70-binding protein 1. The coding region runs from base 132 to 1268 and encodes 378 amino acids. The record is from RefSeq and is a predicted model, not a curated record. Lineage: Eukaryota; Metazoa; Arthropoda; Insecta; Hymenoptera; Formicidae. The transcript has 5 exons.
GGAAGUUGGAGCAUUGUCAGCGCUGUAAACACGAGGACGAGAUUUCCAUAAAAAGCAAUGUGGAGAAUGACCAUAAACAGUUGAACAGUUCGCAGUGAAGAGAUCUAUAUAUGUGAAGUGUGAGUCGAUUAAUGGGCGCAGCGUUUGCUAGACAGAAUAACAUCAACAUGAGCAGUUCUCGAGAUAGAGAAACCAAGAAGGAUGUCAAGCAGAAUCAAACGAACAGCAUCGCGAGACCGCUGUCUAUCGAAGGUCCUUCCACCUCCAACAAUGUCCAGCCACCCUCUCCGCCACAACCUCUGCCGAAUCAACCGAGACAGCCGAGUAAUUUGCAAGGACUGCUUAAAUUUGCCAUGGAAGCAGCACAGUCCGAAAAUGCUGAGAACAAAUCACCGGUCUAUCCUUUGGAUGAGGAAAAAAAAUCAUUCUUGAAUGCAGCACUGUCGUCUUUAACUGUGAACAUAAUAGACGAGUUGCAGAAAGCUGUGGAAAUAUUGUCUAAUGUUGGCAAUCUACGAAAUGACGAAGAUUCGUUGGAAUAUGAGAAUGCAUUGGAAAGACUGGCAGACUUUGUAGACAAUAUUGACAUAGCUAACGAUUUUUAUAACAUCGGUGGUUUCUCAGUGUUUAAACCAUGUCUGAACUCUCCACACAGCAAUAUCAGAUGGCGUGUAGCCGAUAUUAUAGCGGAGUUAGCACAAAACAAUCCAUUUUGUCAGGACAAGUUGUUAGAAGCUGGAGUGUUUCCUAUAUUGUUGUCUAUAAUCGACACGGAUCCAUCGGAACAAGCGAGAAUAAAGGCCCUUUAUGCAGUUUCGUGUAUAGUCAGAGGACAUCCCGAGUCGUUAAAAUAUAUGGACCAACACGACGGUUACUCGGUGCUCUUGCGAGCAAUGCAGAGCUCGGUGGAGAAACUGCAGAUAAAAUCCGCGUUCUUGCUUUCCAGUUUGUGCAGCAAGGACGACUCGAGCGACAUAAAAACUACUUUAAUAAAGAUGGGAUUCAUAGAGCAAGCAGCAGGACUGUUGGGUAGAAUAAACUUGCAACCCACAAUUAGGGAACAGUUAUUAAGAGUUCUCAGUGGUAUGGUGAAUGAUAACUUUUUGCCGGCGUUGCAAGAAUGUCGCCGGUCGCAGUUGUGCCUGAAAUCCAUUCUGCGACAAUUAAUGACAGAACUAAACCCCGAGGAAAACCAGGACGAGAUAGACAUAUGUACAGAACUGUUGGAUAAAUUGUUUUCCGAAUCCGACACAGCUCAGGAGAGAUAACACAUUUAAUAUUAACUAUGUAACAUUGUUUUGUAAAUUAAUCGUGUAUCAUUUUUCUUUGCUUUGUAAAUCUAACGGCUUAUCUUAUAUCUGCAGGAAAUUUAAAUACUUAUGAAAAAAAAAAAAAAAAA